AUGACCAAAAAGUCAACAUUGGGUACCCUACAUGUCUCUGUAAUGGAGGGUAGGAAUUUAAUACCAAUGGAUAGUGAUGGACAAAGUGACCCUUAUUGUGUGGUCAUUGUUGGUGAAAAGAAAAAGAGAACCAAAGCAGUUAGACAUAAACUUAAUCCUAAAUGGGAAAAUGAACAUUACGAAUUUACAAUUGAUCCAACAACUCAUUCAUUAUUGGUAGAAGUUUAUGAUUGGGAUAGAUUUAGUUCGGAUGAUCGUAUGGGUAUGGUUUCAUUACCGAUUCAAUCACUUUUGGAAUCAACACUAGAUACUAUUAAAUGGUAUCCACUUGUCCCGAUUAAACCAGAUGACAAGGUAACAGGUGAUCUACGACUAAAGAUACGUUUCGACAAGGAAAAGGCCGAAAAGGACAAGAAUCCUUUUAUCAAGGCUAUCAAGGAUCAUGAUUUGGUUGCAUUUGAACAUUUAUUGGCAAAACCAAAGACUGAUAUCAACGUUUGUGAUACUGAAGGUGUUCCUGCCACCCAUUUAAUUGCCGUAUCAAAUAAUAUUCAAAUGUUGAUGAUAUUUUUAAAAUCUUCAGAUUUAAAGAUAACAUCAAGAGAUAUUCAAGGAAAUACACCAUUACAUUUAUUUGCACAAAAAUGUAUUGUUUCAUUUUCAGAGGAACCAAUCAACAAGUUGAUAGAAAGAGGGUGUUCAGUAAACCAUGAAAAUGCAGUUGGAGAAAUCCCACUUCACAAAUCAUGUCUUUCUCAAAAUCAAAAAACUCAAAUGAUGGAAAUAUUAAUUGCAAAAGGAUCUGGAAUUGAUCAUAAAACAAAAAAUGAAGAAACACCAUUACAUUAUGCAAUUAAAAUGGGAAGACCAGAGUUUGCAAGAUGUUUACUUCAAAGAGGAGCAGAUUUUACAUUGGCAGGAGGUAAUCCCCCAAAGAAACCAUUGGAUUUGGCAAAGGAAUUAAAUCACACUCAAAUUGUACAUAGAAUUCAACAAACACAAGAGAUUAGUGAUUGGUUACAAAAUCUUCAAUUGGACUCUCUCAUUCCAAUAUUUUUAAUGAACGACAUGUUUAUGGAUGUUGUCACUGAUAUCGAUGAAACUACACUUGAUAGUUUAAAAAUAACUGUUGCAGGUCAAAGAGCUAAAUUAUUAAAAGCUGUUAAAAAAUUAAAAGCUGGAGAACCAUUAGAUUUUAGUUCAUCAAGUUUAAAUUUAUCAUCACUUCAAAUUAGUUCAGAAUCUGUUCAUAGUUUGGAUUCUUUGGCAUCAUCUCAUUGUAAUAAUAGUCAUCAUAAUAGUAUACGUAGAUCAUCUGAUAUCGUUAUACCAACCUCACCGAAUCACAAUAAUAUAGUAUCACCAUCCACUCCAAGAUCAUUGUCCCAUACCGGUAGCAGUAGUAGUGUCAACAAUCUAUCGAGUACCAACUUGUUUGCAGCAGCAACGACGGCAGCAGCAGCAGCGGCGGUAUCAUCAUCUUCAUCAUCAUCAGUCAUCACUAGUACCAACGUUUCAUCCACCACAACCACAAAUAUUGUAGCAGUACCAACAACACCAGUUGCAGCAGCAGCAGUAGCAGUAGUACCAGUUGCCACCACCACUACAACUACAACAACAACAACUACAGCAGCAGCAACUGUUGUGAUAACGACAUCACCUGAAAAACCAAACAUUGAAUAUUCAGAUUUAGCACAACUCAAACAUACCCAUCUCGAUCACAACGAUACAACAUGGAUUAUUGAUGAAACUAAUUUACAAUAUUCAACUCUUUUGGGUGUAGGAGCAAGUGGUAAAGUCUAUAAAGGAUUUUACAAAGGUGAAGAAGUUGCAAUCAAAGUUUUGAAAUCUUUUACCGAUAAAAAAGAUAUAGAAGAAUUUAAAAAAGAAUUUCAAAUUGUUAGUGCAUUAAAAUCACCAGGUGUAGUAUAUUUUUUCGGAGCAGGUAUUAAAGAUAAAUUAUGUAUUGUUAUGGAAUAUUGUUCAAGAGGAUCAUUGUAUCAUAUAUUAAAAGACGAAACUGUACAAUUUUCAUGGAAGGAUUUAUUCCAUCUUGCGUUACAAGCUGUAAACUCUUUGAAUUCACUUCAUACUUGGUCACCACAAAUUCUACAUCGUGAUCUCAAGAGUCUCAACCUUUUGAUCACCGAGAAUUGGACGGUCAAGAUUUGUGAUUUUGGACUCAGUCGUUUUGACACUGGUUCCAACUUGGAGACUCUUGGAAAGCUCAGAGGCACCUACGCCUAUGUCGCACCAGAGGUCUACUUUGGCAACAAGUACACACUCAAGAGUGAUGUCUACUCGAUGGGAAUGAUCAUUUGGGAGAUGUUGUACAGAUGUCUUAAGGGAGCCCAUCAGUUCCCCUUUGGCGAAUACCUACAUCUCAAGUUUGACUAUCAAAUUUUGAUUGCCUGCGCCAAAAAGGAUCUCCGUCCAACGUUCCCACCCGAAACACCAGCCUCGCUGAUCGAGAUCAUCUCGAGGACCCUUCUCAAGGAUGCUACACUCAGACCAACCACCCAAGAGUUGUAUGACGCAUUGUUGGAGAUUAGAGACAAGGAGUUUAAUCCAAACGCCGCAGAGUGGGAGGCCAAGAGAUUCGUCCCCGACCAACAAUUAAACCCACAACCCGAUCCUCCUCCAACUGCAGCAGUUUCGCCCUCCCUCGUUGGAACAGGUCAAUUCGAUCAACUCAAACCAAAAAGCGCUUUACCCGAUCACCUUACUCGAUCACGAUCCAAUAGCUCACCUAUUGAACCUUCAAAUUUAAAAAAGAAACCAUCAAAAUUUAGUUUACUACAGGAUCAUUAA
This is a messenger RNA of Cavenderia fasciculata, 2811 nucleotides long. Its product is annotated as ankyrin repeat-containing protein. NCBI's taxonomy places the organism in Eukaryota, Evosea, Eumycetozoa, Acytosteliales, Cavenderiaceae. The record is from RefSeq and is a predicted model, not a curated record. Gene Ontology annotation, molecular function: ATP binding; protein kinase activity; protein binding. Gene Ontology annotation, biological process: protein phosphorylation. The coding region runs from base 1 to 2811 and encodes 936 amino acids. The transcript is spliced from 7 exons.